This is a messenger RNA of Colletotrichum chrysophilum, 738 nucleotides long. RefSeq lists its product as uncharacterized. The transcript has 2 exons. Gene Ontology annotation, molecular function: carbohydrate:proton symporter activity. Gene Ontology annotation, cellular component: membrane. The record is from RefSeq and is a predicted model, not a curated record. Lineage: Eukaryota; Fungi; Ascomycota; Sordariomycetes; Glomerellales; Glomerellaceae. Gene Ontology annotation, biological process: transmembrane transport; carbohydrate transport. The coding region runs from base 1 to 738 and encodes 245 amino acids.
AUGGAUCAACGACACAAAUGGAUAGUCACCGCGAGAUUCGAGAAGCGCGCCCUUCUCAUCGCAGUCAACUGUCUCGCGGGAAUGUCAAUCUUCUUCUUCGGUUAUGACCAAGGAAUGAUGGGUGGCGUUAACAACGCAAAGCACUACAUCGACCUCAUGCGAUUCGGCUACGUCGACGAUGACGGUGUACCCGUGGUCACCGAUACUCUUCUCCAAGGCGGCAUCAUGUCAGUCUUCUACCUCGGCACCCUCGUCGGCUGCAUGGUAGGAGGCUCCAUCGGUGACCGCUUCGGAAGAAUCAAGACCAUCGCCAUCGGUGCGCUGUGGGGCAUCUUUGGAGCUUCCCUUCAGUGCUCGUCCAUGAACGCGAACUGGAUGAUCGGCUCCCGGCUCGUCAACGGAAUUGGCACUGGCAUUCUAAACGGCAUCGUCCCGGUGUGGGCAUCCGAGCUGGCGGACUACACCUCCAGAGGCUCCUUCAUCGCCAUGGAGUUCACCCUCAACAUCUUUGGUGUGGUGGUUGCGUAUUGGCUGGGAUACGGUGUCAGCUUCAUCGACAACGGAGAGUCUGCCUUUCGAUGGCGGUUCCACAUCGCAUUCCAGAUCAUUCCAUUGCUGUUUCUGCUCUUUGGCUGCUUCCUCUUUCCCGAGUCUCCUCGUUGGCUCUGCAAGGUUGACAGACACGACGAGGCUUUGUACAUCUUGCAAAGACUUCGGUACUGGCAAUGGGAUCGCUGA